Molecule: messenger RNA, 2492 nt
Organism: Neltuma alba
Lineage: Eukaryota; Viridiplantae; Streptophyta; Magnoliopsida; Fabales; Fabaceae
Product: probable methyltransferase PMT2
Exons: 7
Coding region: 363-2180 (605 amino acids)
Cellular component (GO): endosome; cytoplasm; trans-Golgi network
Molecular function (GO): methyltransferase activity
Source: RefSeq, a predicted model, not a curated record
GUUUUGUGAGUUGUCACUCUAAGCUAUCAUCGAUUUGUUUCCCAAUUCCCAGUUCCCACCCGUUUCUCAUUUCACAUUUCGGGCCACCUAUUAGUUUCUAUUCAUAAUGUGUAAAAAUUUAAAUUUGAAAAUUCGUUGGUCUGUUUUGGACGCCGUCUUUUCCAUUUCAUAACGUGCGGACCCUCCCGCCGAUGCGAAGUGCGGGAUCAGCAUUUGGUUAUAGAGCCACCGACUAUAGAGGCCCCAUAUGCUGCAGAUCCUUCUUAGUCUCUGAAGAUGCGUCUUCGAUUCUGAUCUAACACGCUCGCUGAUUGGUCUGAGAUCACAUCUCUGUAUAGUUUGGAGGAAAAUAAAGUUCCAUCAUGGCAACAAAAGUAAAACCAGGAGGCAAUAGAAAGAGGAUUUCAAGAUCAGUUUUCUUCAUAGUUGGCUUGUGUGGUUUCUUCUAUAUAUUAGGUGCAUGGCAACGGAGUGGUUUUGGGAAGGGAGAUAGCAUAGCUUUGGAGAUCACUAAGCAGACAGAUUGCAGUAUCCUCUCUAACUUAAAUUAUGACACCCACCACGAUUUUGAUGGAACACCUGAUAAUUCUGAAUUAAAAGUAAAGAAGUUCAAGCCAUGCGAAGAUCACUACAUGGAUUACACUCCCUGCCAUGAUCAAAUGCGAGCAAUGACAUUCCCCAGAAAGAAUAUGGUUUACAGAGAAAGGCACUGUCCUUCUGAAGAAGAAAAGCUGCAUUGUCUCAUACCUGCACCUAAAGGUUAUGUAACACCAUUUCCAUGGCCCCUGAGCCGGGAUUAUGUACCAUAUGCUAAUGUGCCUUAUAAGAGCCUGACUGUAGAAAAGGCUGUACAGAAUUGGAUUCAGUAUGAAGGGAAUGUUUUCAGGUUCCCUGGUGGAGGAACACAAUUUCCCCAAGGAGCUGAUGCUUAUAUUGACGAACUUGCAUCUGUUAUCCCAUUGGACAAUGGGAUGGUCAGAACUGCAUUAGAUACUGGCUGUGGGGUUGCUAGUUGGGGUGCAUACCUGUUAAAGAAAAAGGUUAUUACAAUGUCAAUUGCACCAAGGGAUUCUCAUGAAGCACAAGUCCAAUUUGCUUUGGAAAGAGGUGUUCCGGCAAUUAUUGGUGUUCUUGGAACCAUCAAGCUGCCUUUCCCUGCUGGAUCUUUUGACAUGGCUCAUUGUUCUCGCUGUUUAAUUCCAUGGGGUUCAAAUGGUGGAAUGUACAUGAUGGAAGUGGACCGAGUUCUUAGACCUGGUGGUUACUGGAUACUUUCUGGUCCUCCUAUUAACUGGAGGAAUAACUACCAAACUUGGCAACGUCCUGAAGGGGAACUUGAGGAGGAGCAAAGGAAGAUUGAAGAUAUUGCUAAACUUCUAUGCUGGGAAAAGAAACAUGAAAAAGGUGAAAUUGCCAUCUGGAGAAAAAGAUUAAACAAUGAUGAAUGCCCUGAACAAGAUACUCCACCUACAAGAUGUGAAUUUACAAAUGCAAAUGAUGUCUGGUACAAGGAGAUGAAAAAUUGUGUAACUCCUUCUCAUGGAGCUAAUAACUCAUGGAAUCCAUACCCAAAGAGACUCAACGAAGUUCCUUUCAGAAUAUCUGGCGGAUCCAUCCCGGGCAUAUCUGUGGAGGCAUAUGAGGAUGACAAUCGGUCAUGGAAGAAGCACGUGAGUGCUUAUAAGCGAACUAACAAAAUUAUCGACUCGGGCAGGUAUCACAACAUCAUGGACAUGAAUGCUGGUCUAGGAAGCUUUGCUGCUGCCUUGGAAUCUCCCAAAUUAUGGGUUAUGAAUGUUUUGCCUACAAUUGCUGAGAAAGAUACCCUAGGUGUUAUAUUCGAGCGUGGAUUGAUCGGCAUUUAUCAUGACUGGUGUGAAGCAUUCUCCACAUAUCCAAGGACAUAUGAUCUUAUCCAUGCGGAUGGUGUUUUCAGCUUGUACAAGGAUAAGUGUAGUGCAGAAGACAUACUGUUGGAGAUGGACCGUAUAUUGCGGCCUGAAGGGGCAGUAAUAAUCCGAGAUCAAGUGGGGCUCCUAAUGCAGGUGAAUAGAGUUGCAAAGAGAAUGAGAUGGAAUACCAAAAUGGAGGAUCAUGAGGAUGGUCCUCUUGUUUCAGAGAAAGUUUUGUUUGCUGUCAAGAAGUACUGGGUUUCAGGUGACAACGACCCAAGCUCAUGAUGAUACCUUGGAAGGAAGGAAAAUAGAAGGUUUGUCAUGCAGCGAACUCAUCAAGAUCUCUAUGAAUUUCCCCCAUUGCCCAGUGUAUGUAUAUCAUGAAAGGGCAUAGGUGCAUCUUUGUUAAAUAGAAUUGAUAGGCAUCCUUAUUCUUUAGGGUUCAUAGAUCACAAUCAUAGCCAGCAGAUUUUCUCAUUAGGAUAUUGCUUCUGCAUACUUCUCUCCAAAAAAAAAAAAAAAACCUGUACAGAUCUUCAAGGUGAUGUUUAGAUUUUUAAUCUUAGGUCAAUGAGGCUGAUGUCUAGAUUUUGAAUU